Colletotrichum truncatum is the source of this 1278-nucleotide messenger RNA. Its product is annotated as MFS quinate transporter. Lineage: Eukaryota; Fungi; Ascomycota; Sordariomycetes; Glomerellales; Glomerellaceae. Gene Ontology annotation, molecular function: carbohydrate:proton symporter activity. Gene Ontology annotation, biological process: transmembrane transport; carbohydrate transport. Gene Ontology annotation, cellular component: membrane. The record is from RefSeq and is a predicted model, not a curated record.
AUGACGGGGGCGCUUAUGCAGGUAUUUUCAUCCGGCAUCCUUGGUCUGAUGCUUUUCGCCCGUAUUUGGGGCGGCUUGGGCGCCGGCGGCCUCACCGUCGUCGCGCCGUUGUAUCUGUCCGAGAUAGCGCCCGCAAAAUCGCGUGGCAUGGUUGUCAGCAUAUACAUGGUCGUCUUGCUGUCGUUCCUAACUAUCGGCUUCUUCAUCAACUAUGCCGCCAACGCGACGCUAGCCGCGACGAGGAUGCAGUACCGCAUCGUCAUCGCCAUUCCUCUUAUCCCCGUCGGCCUCGCUUUCAUCACCUCCUUCUUCCUCGCCGACACCCCGCGCUGGUUGGCGUCGCGAGAUCGCGGCGAGGAGGCGCUCGCCGUGCUCGCCAAGCUGCGGUCCGCCGACCCCAACGACCCGGCCCUCGCGUACGAGUACGAAGAGAUCCACGAGCAGCUCCGUAACAAGCAGCAGAUCCUCGCCGACACCUCUACCUGGUCCAUCUUCAAGGAGAUCGCCACUAUCCCCACCUACCGAAAGCGUUUCCUCCUCGGAGCCGUGAUGCAGACCGUCGCGCAGUGGUCCGGUGGUAACGGCAUCACGUACUACAUCCCCGAGAUCUUCCGGUACGCCGGUGUUGUCGGCGAUAACACCUCGCUCAUCACGAGUGGUGCGUACGGCGCUGUCAAAUUGGUCUUCACCAUGGUCUUCACCUGGGGUCUCGUCGAUGUAUUCGGUCGUCGACGAUGUUUCAUCGCCGGUCUGUUUCUGCAGUGCAUCACGCACAUAUACAUGGCCGUCUACAUGGGCAUCUGGAUCGACGGAAGCAACAAAGCAGCCUCGGAUGCCGCCAUCACCUCCGUUUUCGUGUACGCCGUCGGCUGGUCCAUCGGCCUGUGCACCGUACAGUAUCUCUACGGCACCGAGAUCUACCCGACGCGCAUCCGCAGCGUCUGCUACGCGACCAACAUGGCGCUGCACUGGUUCUUCCAGUUCGCCGUGGUGCGGGUGACGCCCAACAUGUUUGUAAGCCUCGACAUCUGGGGAGCUUACGUCUUUUGGGCGUGUAUAUGCGCAUCCGGCUUGGUCUUGCUCGGUCUGUGGGCACCGGAGACCAAGGGCAUCCCGAUGGAGCGGAUGGAAGAGCUGUUCAGCGGACGGUGGUGGAUGGGCUGGAGGGCGAGCGUGGAUCUGGAUUCCAGCGAGACGAAGCCGUUUGGAAGAGGCGAUUCGACAGGGAAGGAUUCCAAAGACGGUCCGUUUACCCAAGAACCCAAGAGGGACGUUUGA